AUGGUUUUGGUGGUUGGGGUUUCCAGCAAGUGCAAGGCUCAUCGGGGCAACAACACGCCAAAAUUGACGUCGACGACUCAGCAAUUUACCGGCUCCUGGAUCGCUAAUGGGCACUUCUGCAAGUGCGUGGAGAAUGAUCAGCUGCCGUUGUUCAACGCCACGUACUCGAAAGCUUCGGCCAACUAUCAGCUGGCCAGGACGCAAAACUGCGACAACCCCUACCCGAUGCCGUUCACCUGCAACCAAUCGGUCGCCGAAAUUCGGCAAGCCUGGAAAGGAUACGGAGCCGUCCUCUCAUUUAAACUUUACGCCCCGAAUGGCAGCGUCUACUUCGAACCAUCAGUUUGCCUCGACCCAAAGCAGCGCUUUACCGUGCUGCAACGCAAGAGAACCUGCAUGCGCCGUAGCGGCGGCGAGGCCGCCUACUUCGUCGAUGCCGAAAUCAUGGACCAGGCGGCCCCCGUCUGGCUCUGGCAAUCCGCCUGCUCGGUGGACCAAUCCGACGACUGUCCGCCGCUU
Mesorhabditis spiculigera is the source of this 519-nucleotide messenger RNA. The record is from the annotation of a GenBank genome assembly. NCBI's taxonomy places the organism in Eukaryota, Metazoa, Nematoda, Chromadorea, Rhabditida, Rhabditidae.